GUCGCCACAAGCGCCGGGCGACGCAUUCCCAGAGGCUAACGCAGCGCGUGCCCGUCGCCUGCAGAUAACAUCACCACCUCGCCGCUCGCCGCGCACCGCCGUGUCCUCGUCGCCCGCGCUGCUGACGCUUCAUCGGCGUGCACACCGCGGCCUCGUUUCGCUGUUCUUUUAAGCGCACGGCUCGUUUCAGCGGUAUAAGCGCGGCGCUGAGCUCCGCCUGAGGUCGUUGAGAGACUGCUGCUCUGCUAGGCACAACACACACCACACACGCAACGAUGCGGCUCACCACCUUAUCCCCCGGGCUCGCCGCCCUCGCCCUCCUCAACUUCACCCCCCUCUUCGGGCUCACCCCCCUCGCCACCGCCCAAAACCUCGAAAUCCUCACCACCCACGCAGUCCCCUGCGCCCGCCCCUCGCGCCCCGGCGACACGCUCGCCAUGCAGUACGCCGGCACACUGACCGACGGCACGCCCUUCGACUCCAACGUCGGCGGCGCGCCGUUCGUGUUCAAGCUGGGCGCCGGGCAAGUGAUUAAAGGCUGGGACGAGGGGUUGCGCGGGAUGUGUGUCGGGGAGGAGAGAAGGUUGAGGAUUCCGCCCGGGAUGGCGUAUGGCGGGAGGGGGACGGGGGGGAUUCCGGGGGAGAGUACGUUGGUUUUCGAGACGGUGUUGUUGGAGAUUAAGGGUGUGGCGAAGGAGGAGCCGCUGGAGGAGCACAAGGGCGAGAUGGAUACCGGGAAUGAACCUGUGCUGCCUUCGCCUACACCUACACCUGCGGCUACGCCUAUAGCUACGCCCACACCCGCGGCUCAUGACCAACCCAUGCCGCCCCCGCCGGCAGACAAAUCAAUAUCUGCCGCCCUCCCCAUCCCGACCACCCCCGACACCGCAGCCGCCGCCGGCAAGCACCCGCUCGAUGGCGAAGACGGCAAGGGCGAAUGCAACCUGCUCGGCGACUUUGCGCUGCUGGUGCAGGGCGCGCUGGGCCUGCUCGCCGUGUCGUCGCUGGCCGUCAAGCGGCUGCGCGAGCACCCGCGGCGCCCGCUGAAGAUCUGGUUCUUCGACGUCAGCAAGCAGGUGUUCGGCUCCGUGCUGCUGCACCUGGCCAACAUCCUCAUGUCGAUGCUGUCGUCGGGCCAGUUCGACGUGGCCGCGCAGACGGCCGCCGCCGCCGCCGCCGCUGCCUCCGACAAGGGCGACGAGCCGAAUCCGUGCUCGUUCUACCUGCUCAACCUGGCCAUCGAUACCACCCUCGGCAUCCCCAUCCUCGUCCUCCUGCUCAACCUCCUCCACCGCGCCUUCCUACACACCCCGCUCGCCAACCCCCCCGAGUCCAUCCGCAGCGGCAACUACGGCCACCCGCCGCGCGCCACCUGGUGGCUCAAGCAGUCCUUUAUCUACUUCCUCGGCCUCAUCGGCAUGAAGUUGUGCGUCCUCGUCAUCUUCGCCCUGCUGCCCUGGAUCGCCUGGGUCGGCGACUGGGCCCUGCGCUGGACCGAGGGCAACACGGCGCUGCAGAUCGCGUUCGUCAUGUUCGUGUUCCCGCUUGUUAUGAAUGCGCUGCAGUAUUGGAUCGUGGAUGGGUUUAUUAAGGAUCCGGCGGGUGCGGAGGCCGGGUAUGAGGGUGUUGGGGAUGAGGACCGUGAUGAUGAGGACGAUGAGGCGGAUGAGGCGUGGCUGGAGCGGCGACGUCGCGAGGUCGGCAUCGAUGGGGAUGAGGUGGAGGGGCCGCUUAAGGAGGCGAAUCCGACGGGUGUGCCGGUGCGCAGGCAGUAUGAUCCGGCGGUUGAUGGGGAGGCGAGUAAGUCGCGCACCGAUUAGGGCACCGACUAGGGGGGCGUCUACUGGUGUCCUCACACCCAAGGCGGGGUUUGUAGUAUUAGACAGAGCAAACUGUAUUUCUAGGCGUUUGUCUUGGGGCGGACGCGAGUGGCGUGGUUCGCGGUCCCUUGUUGAUGCUCUGUGCUCGAUCUCUUCUCAAUGCCUUCUGUGCUCGAUGCUUUCUAUGCUCGCUACUCUCCGUACUCUAUGCCUUCUAUACUCUCAUCCCCC
Molecule: messenger RNA, 2051 nt
Organism: Boeremia exigua
Lineage: Eukaryota; Fungi; Ascomycota; Dothideomycetes; Pleosporales; Didymellaceae
Product: FK506-binding protein 2 precursor
Exons: 3
Coding region: 276-1820 (514 amino acids)
Cellular component (GO): membrane
Molecular function (GO): peptidyl-prolyl cis-trans isomerase activity
Source: RefSeq, a predicted model, not a curated record